Molecule: messenger RNA, 3376 nt
Organism: Scleropages formosus (Asian bonytongue)
Lineage: Eukaryota; Metazoa; Chordata; Actinopteri; Osteoglossiformes; Osteoglossidae
Gene: lmnb1
Product: lamin B1
Exons: 11
Coding region: 368-2134 (588 amino acids)
Biological process (GO): heterochromatin formation; nuclear migration; nuclear pore localization
Cellular component (GO): nuclear envelope; nuclear lamina
Molecular function (GO): structural constituent of cytoskeleton
Source: RefSeq, a predicted model, not a curated record
UCGCCUGGAAGACAAAAGUGAGAAGCACUUUUCAUGCUCUUUGCGGUUAUUUCGUAUUUUUGGCGCUCGGUUUUCCCCCCUCGCUUGCGGUUACCAGAUUCGCGGCGGAGUUUGCCAGGACCUCGCUUCUUUCCCUGCUCCAGCGACAUUCAAGCCUCUUUCGAGUGAACGUGAAGUAUCGUAGCUGGACAUUUGAUUUGUUUCGCGGACGUCGCUUUUGUCUCAUGUUCCCUCUUCCGAACUAUUAUUCACAGCACCUCAACACUGAUAUUCUGUUGAAUUUUUAACGUGCAAUAUUUAGUAUAACUUAUUUUUCUAUAAAUACUCUUAUUCUUUAUCGCGAAUUUGAAUUUGUUCGGCUACAAUCAUGGCGACGGCAACUUCCACCCCGGCCGGGCAAAGAAUAAGCACCCGGUCUAGUACCACUACUACCCCCCUGAGCCCCACGCGGAUAUCGCGGCUACAGGAGAAGGAGGAGCUGCGGCAGCUGAACGACCGCCUGGCCGUCUACAUCGACAAGGUGCGCAGCCUGGAGUCGGAGAACAGCGUGCUCCACCUGCAGAUCUCCGAGAAGGAGGAGGUGCGCAGCCGCGAGCUUAGCGGCUUGAAGGCGCUAUACGAGACGGAGCUCGCGGACGCCCGGCGCACGCUCGACGACACCGCGAGGGAGCGCGCGAGGCUUCAGCUCGAGCUGGGAAAAGUCCGCGGCGAGCACGAGCAGCUGCUGCAGAGCUAUGCGAAGAAGGAUGCUGACCUUGCCAGCUGCCAGGCUCGGCUCAAGGACCUGGAGGCGAUGCUGAACUCCAAGGAGGCUGCCCUGGCCACAGCGCUGUCUGAGAAGAAGGCCUUGGAGGCCAGCCUGGCUGAUGCACAGGAGCAGCUUGUUGAGCUGGAUGUGGGCCUGGCUUCUGCUAAGAAGCAGCUGGGUGAUGAGACUCUGCUCCGGGUGGACCUGGAGAACCGUUGCCAGAGCCUGGCUGAGGAGCUCGAGUUCCGCAAGAACAUGUUUGAGGAGGAGAUCAAGGACACUCGGAGGAGGCACGAGACGCGCCUGGUAGAGGUGGACUCGGGUCGCCAGAAGGAGUACGAGUUCAAGCUGGCCGAGGCUCUGGCUGAAAUGCGGCAGCAGCACGAUGAGCAGGUCAAGUUCUAUAAGGAGGAGAUGGAGCAGACCUACCUGGCAAAGCUGGAAAACACUCGCCUGUCAUCAGAGAUGAGCAGCUCGGCAGCCAGCAUGGCCCGUGAGGAGCUGAAGGAGGCACGCCUGCGGAUGGAGAGCCUCUCUGCACAGCUGGCCAGCCUACAGAAGGAGGCCCGUGGCUGGCAGGACCGCAUCAACGAGUUGGAGGCAGCUCUGGCCCAGGAACGAGAUGCCAGCCGACGCGCCUUGGCUGAUAAGGAGCGUGAGAUUGCUGAGAUUCGCGCCAAGAUGCAGCAGCAGCUAGAUGAGUACGAGCAACUGCUGGACGUCAAGCUGGCCCUCGACAUGGAGAUCAAUGCCUACAGGAAGCUGCUGGAGGGCGAGGAGGAGAGGCUAAAGCUCUCCCCCAGUCCAACCUCGCGCGUCACAGUCUCCCGCGCCUCCUCCAGCCGUAGCGUGCGCACCACCCGGGGCAAGCGUAAGCGUGUGGAUGUGGAAGAAUCAGAGGCCAGCAGCAGUGUGAGCAUCUCCCACUCGGCCUCUGCCACCGGCAACGUGUGCAUCGAUGAGCUUGACGUUGAUGGGAAGUUCAUCCGCCUGCAGAACACCUCCGACCAGGACCAGCCCAUGGGCGGUUAUGAGAUGACCAGAACCAUUGGAGAGUCCUCGGCCACCUACAAGUUCACGCCGAAGUAUGUCCUGAGAGCUGGGCAAAAAGUCACGAUCUGGGCCUCCAAUGCAGGCGUGAGCUCAAGCCCACCAACUGACCUCAUCUGGAAGAACCAGAGCUCCUGGGGCACUGGUCAGGAUGUCCUGGUGGUGCUGAGGAACCCGCAGGGAGAGGAGGUGGCUCAGAGGAGCACAGUCUUCAAGACUGCCACAGAGGAGGAACAGGAAGAGGAGGAUGACGAGGAAGUCGAGGUAAUCGAGGAGGACCUCUUUCACCAACAGGGGGACCCUCGGGCAGUGAAAAGGGGUUGCGCCAUCAUGUGAGCAAACCAGCAAGGCCUCCCUUUCCUCUCGAGCAAUUUCAGCUGCCAAUGGAAACACAACCGGACUGUUUUCUAUAUUUUUAGUUUAUCAACCACAGGAAACUUUAUCAGCAGAUUGUAACCGUUUUGAUAUACAUUAUUUUUGUGAAAUCAUAAAACACUCAUGACUUGUUUUGUAUGAACCAAAUCUUGUUUAAUGGAGGACUGUUUUUCAUGUAGCUUUAGGUGAUAUAUUGACAGAUGUGUAAGCAAGGCAGCUUGUGGAACGUUCUCCAGGUGCUGUGACUUUACUUUUUUACCACCUCUAUACUGGUUUCAAGUUUAAAAUAGCAUUUUAAAGUCUUUAUAGGAAGUGUUCUUAGUUUUUCUGUAGUCAUUAGAUGGGCAGGGUUUUAUUGAAUAAAUUUGAGUGUAGUCAAUGCUUUUAUGUAAACAAUAAAGACAGAUUCAAAUUGUCUUUAAUUUUCUGCAUAUCUUUAAAGGAGUUUUAUGUAUUGAGUGAAAGGUCUAAAGUAACACAAUGUAAAUGACCCAUGAACUUAUACCCCUAAAGGCUGGAUUGGUGUAUGAUGGAAAUGUAGAACCCUAGCAUGAGGUUUACAGCCUUUUUUUUUUUUUUUUAAAUUUUUAUUUAAAGAAAAACCAUGAUAGAAGUGUAGUGUUGCUCCUUUUAGUGACCAGUGAGUGGUAUGGAAUUCACAAACCCUCCUGUUCAUCAGUGUCUAACAAUCUCAAAAGCUGCGUUUCCAUCUCGCAUUCUGUAGCUACAGAUGGUCCUGUUGCGAAGGAGUUGCUGUCAUUUUAUUACUGAUGUUCCCAUAAAUUAUAGUCACAGGUAGGAAACUGGCAACUAUGCAGUACUGUAAGUACCUGGACCAGCAUGCUGGGCUGCUUAUUGCCAGGAUUUGCUUUCUUUUACAAAGGAUCUAAUUUGUGGAUUUGCAAUUUUUUUUUUCCCUCAUCACUGUGAUGGUGCAGGAAUAUUUGUUUAAAUUGGUUUCACUGCCAGCAUUUUUCUCAUCUGUGACCAUAGAGGAUGCAGAGACACACACACAUACACCCCCACCAUUUAGGUGUGUGCCUGUCAGAUGAAGCAACUGCAGAUUUGUCGAAAUUCAACUUGUACUAGGAAGAAUUAUUCAAAAGUAAGGUCACAGACCUGUGGUGUAGGGUACAGCCUGGAUUUAUUUAACCCUACAUGCUUAACAAUUCAAAAAAACCCUAUAGCUGUACAGCUGUAGUA